AUGGUUAAGAUAUUCUUUAGUGCUGCUCAGAGUCAGUCAACGCUGGAGUCCAAGCUGGAGGCCCUUCAGAGCCACUUCACCUGGGAUCUGGACUCCAGUAGGUCCAAACUUUUCCGUCUCAGGGACAAACUGAAGGACAUUGGCACCAAUGAAGGAAACAGCUGGCUGGGUCACAUUUACAACCUGCAGGGGUUCAUCCACUAUCAGCUGGGCUUCAUCCACAAACAGCUGGGCUUCAUUGAAGAGGCCAAGAGCUUCUUCAGCAGGGCCACUGAGGCCUUCCACCAGAUGAUGAACACAGUCUCAGAUGGUCCCUGGUUGCUGGUGAACUACGGGAACCUGGCUUGGAUGCAUCACCAUCUGGGAGAACAAGCAGAGAGUGAGCGUUACCUGUCAAAGGUCCACGCCCUGAUGAAGGAGUACCCAUCUCCAUCUGAGGACGAGCUGGAUCCAGAGAUCUACGCUGAAAAGGCCUGGACCCUGAUGAAGUUCUCUCGAUACAAAAAGAAGCUGCUGGCUGCAGAUUACUUCCAGAGAGCCAUCAGGAUGCAGCCGGACAGGGUGGAGUGGCAGACCAGCCGAGUGAUAGCACUAGUAAGUGCCUAUAAGUACUGUAGCAAUGAGCUGGGAGCUGACAUCUUGGAGGAAAUGGGGAAAGCCAAAGAACGUGAUCCAGAGAACUUGUACCUUGCUGCUCUUUACCUUGAGGCAUGUGCUCGGAGAGGAACAAACACUGAACAAGAAGCGCGUGAGUUGGGCAGAAAGGUUUUAGAUAAACCAGUUAGCAGCUACAGUGGUUUAAAACCAUUACUGAGGCUGUACAGAACCUAUGUAUCAAUGGAUGAAGCUUUUGAUUUAGCAGAGGAGGCUCUGAAGAGACAUCCAGAUGAGCGUUACCUCAAGAGAUGUGCUGCAAUCUGCUACAAAAGGAAGAUCUUAUCUCCACAGAGGUUUCCUCUGGAGCCCAGCUUGGUCAACAAAGCCAUCAGCCUCUAUGAGGAAGUCAUACCUCUCUAUCCUGAUUCUUCACUCAAAAGAAAAAUAUCUCUUGCCAACAUCUAUGCAGAAACAAACACCAACCAAGCUGCAGCUGAUCAAAUAUAUGGUGAACUGCUGGAAAGUGAUCUGGAUCCAAAAGAGAAACAGAUGCUUUUUAACUACUACGCCAAAUUUCUGCAUUUCUGUCGAAAUGAAAGUCGCAGGUCGAUAGAAUAUCACAUUAAAGCAGCAGAGAUACCACAGAAAUCCUUCUUUCGUAAAGACAGCAUCAAAAAUCUGAAGAAGAUCAAAAAUAGAAACCGAAGCAAGAUGUGUGGAGAAAUAGAGGAGUUUCUGGCCAAUCUCCAGCACUGAGAGCUGACAAUAAAGAUGGAACAACACUGGGGAUAAAUCAGGAAGAUGUUGGUCUACAUGCGCUGAGAAAGAAAUCUGUAAAGUCUGUGUGUAAAGUACCUGUGAUGAAUUGAUUUUUGAAUGUUGCUAGCAUUUAAUUUAAUGUUUAAUAUCUGCACAUUUUAACCGUGAAACAAAGCUGUUUAUAUGUAGCUGAAUGAUGUAACAAUGUGACAAAUGCAAACAACUGCACGUCUUAAGGAGUAAGACUGCAGUCGGUGUUGUUCCGAACAUCUGUGCAACUUAUGGAUUUUUCUACAUGCACGGACCUCGGCUCCCCCAGAAUUGGCCUGAAAGGCAAUGUCUGCACCGUUUAUUACUGGUUGUACUGGUGAAGAAAAAAGACUAGAAACAAGUGCAACAACAAGGACAAACUCAUAGAACAAAUGUUUGUGGAUAUCCAUUGUUCUUCAGAACUGCACUUUUCAGUAUGCUUCCAAGAUACCAGGAACACAAACAGCAAAACAAAAGCAUUUUAAAAUAUGCACAAAAUGUUCAAAUUGAAUUUUUUCUGAAUGAGUGUGAUGAAACAUUACAGGACAGUUGCAACAGGUUUUAUUAUUUCAUCUUCUGAUUGUAAAAUCUCAAUAAAACAGAAGCUGUUAAAUGCUCCGAUA
Molecule: messenger RNA, 2009 nt
Organism: Mugil cephalus (flathead mullet)
Lineage: Eukaryota; Metazoa; Chordata; Actinopteri; Mugiliformes; Mugilidae
Product: interferon-induced protein with tetratricopeptide repeats 1-like
Exons: 2
Coding region: 1-1353 (450 amino acids)
Biological process (GO): defense response to virus
Cellular component (GO): cytosol
Molecular function (GO): protein binding
Source: RefSeq, a predicted model, not a curated record